Messenger RNA from Musa acuminata subsp. malaccensis (wild Malaysian banana), 2525 nucleotides. RefSeq names its product LEAF RUST 10 DISEASE-RESISTANCE LOCUS RECEPTOR-LIKE PROTEIN KINASE-like 1.5. The record is from RefSeq and is a predicted model, not a curated record. Gene Ontology annotation, molecular function: protein kinase activity; ATP binding. Gene Ontology annotation, biological process: protein phosphorylation. NCBI's taxonomy places the organism in Eukaryota, Viridiplantae, Streptophyta, Magnoliopsida, Zingiberales, Musaceae.
AGAUCCCGUCAUGCCGCCGCCGCCGCCCCUUCCUCCUCCUCCUCCUCUUCUCCUGUGCCUCAUCGUCGCCAUCUUCUCCUUCGCGGCUGCUGCCGAGGCUGCUGAUGGACGGCCUCGCCCGGCCUGCUCCCCUCCUCCUCCCUCCUCGAGUGGAGGGGAGCCUUGUCCCCCGUUCGGGUCGCCGCCGUACUCUUUCCCCUUCGGCUCCACACCGGGCUGCGGCCACCCCUCCUUCCGAGUCAACUGCUCCACCCCCCACUCCACCCUCUCCAUCAAAUCCACCACCUUCGUCCUCCUCGGCAUCUCCCGCCCCUCAUCCCUCCUCGUUUCCCCCCUCCUCCAUCCCUCCAACUCCUCCGUCACCGCCUGCCCCUCCCUUCCCCACGCCGCCAUAGACCUCUCCGGCUCCCCCUUCCGCCCCUCCCCCGAUGUCUGCCCCCACCUCGCCGCUCUGCGCCCCUGCCGCCCCCCAACGUCUGCCGCCGGCGCAGCCUGCCGUCGCACCUCCUGGCAGAACCGUCUCCUCUCCGAGCCCAACCUCCUUUUUCACUCUUGCGCCGAUGGCCGCACGGCUUCCUCCCUCUCCCCCUUCCCUGCCGCAGCCUGCCAACGGGACGAAGACGUCGCCGCCGCCAUCACGGCCUUCCUCCGCCGCGGCUUCCACGUCGAGUGGGACUCCUCCACCGACCCCUACUUUGCCAAAUGCUCCUUCUGCAACCGCACGUCCGGGGGCGCCUGCGGCUUCAACGACUCGGCAUCUGGCAAACCCUUCCUGUGCUUUCCCUCCUCCGAUCAUCUCCUCCGUAACGACUCGGCCGCCUCCCGCCGCCUCCUCCUCCUCACCACAACCCUCUUCGCCACCGCCUGCGUCCUUCUGGUCUUCCUCUCCCUUUGGGCUGCUGUCGUCUCCCUUCGUCGCCGCCGGCGCGGGAGCGACCCUGGCUCCGACUCCAUGACCGCUUUCCUUCUCCGGCACCACCUCCAUCCCCCGAUCUACACAUACGAACAGCUCCGCGCCUCCACCGGCGGGUUCGACCCGCGCCGCAAGAUCGGCGAUGGCGGGUUCGGAUCCGUUUACCUCGCCCACCUCGAUGAUGGUCGCGUCGCCGCAGUGAAGCGUCUCCAUCGCCACCACCCAGCCGCGGCGGCGACGAAGUCCUUCUGCAACGAGAUCCUCAUCCUUUCAUCCCUCCGCCACCCCAACCUCGUCCGCCUCCACGGCUACUGCUGCGACCCCCGCGGCCUCCUCCUCGUCUACGACUACGUCCCCAACGGCACCCUCGCCGACCACCUGCACGGCUCCCGCAGCUCCUACAGCAAGCCCCAAGUCCUCCCCUGGGCCGUCCGCCUCAACAUCGCCAUCCAGACCGCCGCUGCCCUCGAGUACCUCCAUUUCGGCCUCAAGCCGCCCGUCGUCCACCGCGACAUCACCUCGUCGAACAUCUUCGUCGAGAGGGACAUGAGGGUCAAAGUCGGCGACUUCGGCCUCUCCAGGCUGCUCACGCUGCCGGACCCUUCGUCGUCCCUGGGCUCCUCGUCCGAGUACGUCUGCUGCACGGGGCCACAGGGCACGCCCGGGUACCUCGACCCGGAGUACCACCGGUCGUUCCGUCUCACCGAGAAGAGCGAUGUGUAUAGCUUCGGAGUGGUGCUGCUGGAGCUCGUGACAGGGAUGAAGGCCGUGGAUGUGAGCAGGGACAGGAGCGAGAUGGCGCUGGUUGACAUGGUGGUGUCGAAGAUCCAUGUAGGGGCGCUGCACCAGGUCGUAGAUCCCGUCCUGCUGCAUGAGGGUAAAGAGGUAAUGGCGAUGGUAGAGGCGGUGGUGGAGUUGGCAUUCAGGUGCGUGGCAGGGGACAAGGAUGACCGGCCAGACGCCAGGGAGCUGGUACAGGAGCUCAAAAGAAUCCGCAGUAAGAUCGUCGAUCCUCCCGAGUGAUGCUGAUUCAGAGGGAGAUAGAGACAAUGGAUGCUGCCAUUAGGAGCUUCGCCUUCCUAACUGUCCCUUCAAUAAAAGCGUCAGCUUUGCCUGGUUCACAGUUGAGUUUGAGUAUGUGAUUCAUCAGGUUCCUCCUCGAUACAAUGAGCCAGAGUUCUUGAGGCAGACAGUGCAAUGAGUUGGAAUAAGCUCUCCUAUGUCAAAUCACCAAGGAUUCCUCAGAGGAUUGCUUCCAUGGGUUCCUUCACCCUUCUCAACUACAUAAAGGAGCGUCUGCAUCCAUUAACUUGAUCAGCAUUUUCAGGAUUCGGGAGUACCAAACAGACAAGAUUGGUUCAGUCACACAUAGUAUGGCUGAUAGAAUUUUUGUCGAGGGAUGCAAGUGUGAAGGGAAAGCUUGUGAAUUUGUAUGGCCUCUACUCACUGAUUGUCGUCGUAAACAGAUUCAAAAUGGAGUUGGGAGUCAAUUCGCAGAGGAGAAGAGGAUACUUAUUUUCUUUGUUGGUGCUAAUCCUUCUCUGGAAGGUGAGUCUCGAUUGUUAUUUCUUUUCGUGAAUGAAUAUGCUAUCUCAAGUGCUUCCAUUGGCAA